AUGGAAGUCGAAAAACUCGCUAGCAUCGGGGAAUCUCUUGGCCUGAGAGGUACGGAGUUACGAUCUUUUAUAGAAGUAGAGCAAAAUCGGGCACGAGAAGAGCGCAUGCUCGAUCGUGAGAGAGUGAAGGAAGAACAAGAGUUGGUUAGGUUGCAAAUGGAGCUAGAGCGUUCGAGAGGUGAGAGAAGCGAGGAAACACUGAAUGAAAGUAGAGUGCAUGUACGAGCACCAAAAUUGCCUACAUUCAGCGAGGAUAGGGAUAAUCUCGAUACGUAUCUUAGCAGAUUUGAGCGAUACGCAUCGGCGCAAUCCUGGCCACAGGCGUCAUGGGCUACUAAUCUGAGCGCGCUUUUGACAGGCAAGGCAUUAGACACGUAUAGUAGACUGAGCGAUACUGAAGCGUUAGAUUACGAUACCCUAAAGAGGGCGCUCUUGAAGAGAUAUGACAUUACUAGUGAAGAGUAUAGGAAAAAAUUGCGAUCAGCAAGGCCGGACUCCGGAGAAAGUGCGAGCCAAUUUGUUUAUCGAAUGAGAGUUUAUCUCAAGAAAUGGUUAAUACUAGGUGGAUAUCAGGAAAAUUUAGAUAAUAUGAAGGAAUUAGUUCUCAUAGAACAGUUUUAUGAUAGUUGUUCAAGAGAAAUGGCGAUGUUCAUAAGAGAGCGCAAACCUCGUAGCUUGGAUGAGCUUUCAGAGAUAGCGGAUCGCUUUAUAGAAGCUCGGGGUGGGUGGCGUUUGACCAAUGUAAGUCACAAACCUCGAACUGAGAACUCACGUCCUGACUUUCGUUCUAAGAUAACAGGUACACCAGAGGCGAGGAAGCAGCCGCCGUCCCAGGACAAACAGACCAACCGACCAAGGCGAGAGGGAUGUUACGUCUGUGGUAGCAAAGGACAUUUCGCUCGGAACUGCAAUGAGAAGAGACAGGGAAGGCUUGCUGCUGGCAUGGUAGAGUUGGCAGAACCACAAGGGUCAUCGGGACGCGGCUACGCUGGUCUGGGACCACAGCCCCUGAUGUCGUCGUAUGGGACGGCCGAGAUGCAGACUAGGACAGAGGUAGAGAGAGGGGAUCACCACACUGAGGAGAGUAACUUCACUCUUGAUAUAGGUGAGGCAGCAUGUCUGUUAAUUGAUUCAUGUAUCCCGUGCCUUGAAGCAGGCAGGGCAAACCGGUCUCAGGAGCAAGAUUUACCGGUAGUGAGUGUGGCAUGUGAGGCAAAGUCUGUGCGUUCAAUGCCAGUUGUCCGAGGUCUUGUUAAUGGAGUUUUAGUGGAAACCCUCCGAGAUAGUGGAAGCACAGCUGCCCUGGUAAAAGAGAAGUUAGUAAAACCUGGUCAAAUGACGGGGAAACAGCGACUGUGCCUAUUGAUUGAUAGGACGGUUAGGAGAUUCCCACUGGCGCGUAUACAUGUAGAUACCCCCUACUUUACUGGGGAAUUGGAAGUUCUGUGUGUUAGUAAUCCAAUUUACCCUUUGAUUUUAGGCAACUUAGAUGGAGUCAGAAAUGCUAGCGAUCCUGACUUAGAUUGGAAACCACCAGAGCAAGGGACCAUAUCUUAUGCAUUGGCAGCAGAGACCAGACAACAAGCCAGAGAGAGAUGGAAACCUAUAAAAGGAUUGAAAGUACCUGGACAGUUGACCGAGGUAACUCCAGAUGGAUUUAGGAAAGCACAGGAAGCUGACAAGACACUGGAUAAGAUUAGACAACGGGUUGCGGCUGAAGAGGUCAAGGUAAGCCGUAAUGGGAAUAAGUCUUCGUUCAAGAUGUUGAAUGGUGUGCUCUACCGUGAAUUUCAAGACUCAAGGGCAGCAGCCGACGUCAAUACUCAGUUAAUAGUUCCGCAGCCAUUAAGGAAGCAGGUUCUAAAGCUGGCCCAUGAGUCAGUCAUGGGUGGACACUUAGGAGCGAGCAAGACGGGUGACCGGAUCUUAGCAAAUUUCUUCUGGCCGGGGAUGCACCAUGAUGUAAAGUUGUUCUGCAGGUCAUGUGAUUCUUGCCAGCGUUCUUUUCCCAAAGGGAAGGUGACAAAGGUGCCCCUCGGCUCAACACCGCUAAUCGAUGAGCCGUUUCAUCGCGUCGCAGUAGACAUAGUUGGCCCGAUUGCUCCAAUCUCGUCGAAAGGAAAUCGAUAUAUCCUCACCCUCGUAGAUUAUGCGACGCGGUAUCCGGAGGCAGUGCCCCUUAGGAAUAUUGAUACAUCCAGUGUAGCGGAGGCACUGUUGAGUAUAUUUUCACGAGUGGGCUUUCCGAAAGAAAUGCUCACGGACAGGGGUUCACAGUUCACCUCCGGUGUCAUGAAGGAGGUGUCUCGUCUACUGUCUUUAAGGCAUAUCAUGACUACCCCCUACCAUCCUCAAUGUAAUGGUCUCGUGGAGAAGUUCAAUGGUACACUGAAGAGGAUGCUAGUGAAGAUGUGCGAAGAACGCCCCAAAGACUGGGACCGGUACAUUGAUUCUUUGCUGUUUGCAUACCGGGAGACACCCCAAUCUAGCACCGGCUUCGCACCUUUUGAGCUCUUAUACGGACGGGUGGUCAGGGGACCACUGUUGAUACUACGUGAGUUAUGGACAAAGGACUUUGAUCAUCCUGAAACCAAGAGCACCUACCAAUUCGUUUUGGAUCUAAAGGAGAAGAUGGAAAAGACCUGCGAGAUUGCUCAACGAGAACUACACAAAUCGCAUGAGAAAUACAGGAAGAGCUACAAUAGAAAAGCAAAGAAACGCUCAUUUAAAGUAGGUGAUGAGGUAUUGGUUCUUCUUCCGACUGACCAUAACAAACUUCUCAUGCACUGGAAGGGUCCAUUCCGCAUUGUCCAGACCCAAGGACCUUUUGAUUACAGAGUUGAUUUGGGUAAGAGAGUGGCAACCCUCCAUGCCAACCUCCUCAAGCAGUAUCUACGACGUGAAGCUGAGGAACCAGAGCAGACGAAUGCGGCUGUGGUGGACUUGGUUGCGACCUCAGUUAUUGAGGACGAGGAUGACUCAGAGGUUGGUGGGAACAACAAUGGUAAAGGUACUGGCAAGAUUAUAUCAUCGCCUAGCCCUCUACUACCCCUUCCCAGUUUGCACAGAACGCAAACAUACUCAGAUGUUCAAGUAUCUAAGGAACUUUCUGAUGUGCAGCACAGACAAGUGUCCUCCCUUCUUCGAGAAUUUGAUGACAUACUCACUGAUGUCCCAAGUCUUAGUACAGCUGGACAUCAUGACAUCCAGCUCAUCCAUGACGUGCCAGUGAAAAGCCGACCUUAUCCAUUGCCUCAUGCUAAAAGGCAAACCGUCAAAGAUGAGAUAAGGGAGAUGUUGGCUCUCGGAGUGAUUGAACCAUCCUGCUCUCCUUACGCUUCUCCAAUCGUCUUGAUAAGCAAAAAGGAUGGUAGUGUUAGGUUUUGUUGCGAUUUUAGGAAAAUAAACGCCAUCACUGUCCCAGAUGCAGAGCCGAUACCGGACCAAGAGGAAAUAUUCGCCAAACUCGCAAAUGACAACUUCUUUACCAAGGUCGAUCUUACCAAGGGGUAUUGGCAAGUGCCGCUAACGGAGCAGGCAAAGCCAAUAACUGCCUUUGUAACCCCCGAUGGACUUUAUCAGUUUACGUCCAUGCCAUUCGGGUUGAUGAAUGCACCCGCCAGCUUCAGUCGCUUGAUGAGAACAGUCCUCAGGGGUCUUGAAUUUGUCGACAAUUUCAUUGACGACAUCCUCGUGCACACACCUACCUGGGAUCAACACAUAGAAGCUCUGCGAUCUCUGAUGGUAAGACUGAGGGAGUCGAACCUCAAGGCAAAACCAAAGAAGUGUUUUGUUGGAUUUGCAAAAGUCGACUUCUUAGGACACCAGCUGAGUAGAGGGUAUCUCAGACCACUCCACAACAAAGUAGAAGACAUUCAGACGGCUCCAAGGCCAACUACGAAGAAAGAGCUACGGUCGUUUUUGGGAUUGGCCGGCUACUACAGGAAGUUUGUUCCCCACUUCGCUUCAACUGCUGUCCCUCUAACUGACCUGCUGAAGAAGGGGAAACCAAACAUGCUUGACUGGGACGAGGUACAUGAGAACGCGUUCACCAGUCUGAAGGUGAUGUUGACCAAAGAACCCAUUCUUCACUUGCCUGAUGUGAACAGACAGUUCAUCUUGAGGACCGAUGCAUCAAACAAAGGAGUCGGGGCAGUUCUCCUACAAGAAUUUGAUGGAGAGAAGUUCCCGAUAGCAUAUGCUAGUAAGAAGUUACUAGUUCGGGAACAAGCCUAUUCGACAAUCGAGAAAGAAUGUCUUGCGGUUGUUUGGGCUGUGCUUAAAUUCGAGACCUUUCUCUUUGGUAGAGAAUUCAUACUCGAAGUCGACCACCAGCCCUUGUUGGCAAUUCAGAAAUCUAAAGUAGCUAAUGGGCGAAUCCUUCGUUGGGCGUUGGCUCUCCAACAGUACAAGUUCAGAGUCGAAGCCAUCAAGGGGCAAGAAAAUGUUGGCGCAGACUAUCUGAGUAGGGUGUAG
This is a messenger RNA of Lytechinus pictus (painted urchin), 4476 nucleotides long. RefSeq lists its product as uncharacterized. Gene Ontology annotation, biological process: DNA integration. The transcript has a single exon. Bases 1 to 4476 code for a protein of 1491 amino acids. Gene Ontology annotation, molecular function: zinc ion binding; nucleic acid binding. The record is from RefSeq and is a predicted model, not a curated record. NCBI's taxonomy places the organism in Eukaryota, Metazoa, Echinodermata, Echinoidea, Temnopleuroida, Toxopneustidae.